Molecule: messenger RNA, 6113 nt
Organism: Sorex fumeus (smoky shrew)
Lineage: Eukaryota; Metazoa; Chordata; Mammalia; Eulipotyphla; Soricidae
Gene: MAPK8
Product: mitogen-activated protein kinase 8
Exons: 13
Coding region: 316-1599 (427 amino acids)
Biological process (GO): protein phosphorylation; JNK cascade
Cellular component (GO): nucleus; cytoplasm
Molecular function (GO): JUN kinase activity; ATP binding
Source: RefSeq, a predicted model, not a curated record
CUGCGCGAUGACGUGGGCGGGCGUGCGCGGUGACGGCCCGCGUCCCUGUUACUCAGCGGAGCGGCGGAGGCCGGACGAGGCGGCCCGGGGCGCAGAGGCGCGAGCAGCGCUGGGUAACGGCCGCGGCGACCGCCCGGACGGCGCCGGUGCCCGCCGGCGGGCUCUCCUGUGGCCGUUGGCUGCGCCGCGGGAUAGAAGAGCUCCUUUCAGCAUUUCUGAUAAGGGAGAUAUAAUGGUGAUGAACUCCUUCAGCUUUUGUUUAUUUAGCUUCUUGGUGAAUAUUUGGAUGAAGCCAUUAAAUUAAUUGCUGCCAUCAUGAGCAGAAGCAAGCGCGACAGCAACUUUUAUAGUGUAGAGAUUGGAGAUUCUACAUUCACCGUCCUGAAACGUUAUCAAAACUUAAAACCUAUAGGCUCAGGAGCUCAAGGAAUAGUAUGUGCCGCUUAUGAUGCCAUUCUUGAAAGAAAUGUUGCAAUCAAGAAGCUAAGUCGACCAUUUCAGAAUCAGACUCAUGCUAAGCGGGCUUACAGAGAACUAGUUCUUAUGAAAUGUGUUAAUCACAAAAAUAUAAUUGGCCUUUUGAAUGUUUUCACGCCACAGAAAUCCCUAGAAGAAUUUCAAGAUGUUUACAUAGUCAUGGAGCUCAUGGAUGCAAAUCUUUGCCAAGUGAUUCAGAUGGAACUAGAUCAUGAAAGGAUGUCCUACCUUCUCUAUCAGAUGCUGUGUGGAAUCAAGCACCUUCAUUCUGCUGGAAUUAUUCAUCGGGACUUAAAGCCCAGUAAUAUAGUAGUAAAAUCAGACUGCACUUUGAAGAUUCUUGACUUUGGACUGGCCAGAACUGCAGGAACUAGUUUUAUGAUGACACCUUAUGUGGUGACCCGAUACUACAGAGCACCAGAGGUCAUCCUAGGGAUGGGCUACAAAGAAAACGUUGACAUUUGGUCAGUUGGGUGCAUCAUGGGAGAAAUGAUCAAAGGUGGUGUUUUGUUCCCAGGUACAGAUCAUAUUGAUCAGUGGAAUAAAGUUAUUGAACAGCUUGGAACGCCAUGUCCUGAAUUCAUGAAGAAACUACAACCAACAGUAAGGACUUAUGUUGAAAACAGACCUAAAUAUGCUGGAUAUAGCUUUGAGAAACUCUUCCCCGAUGUACUUUUCCCAGCUGACUCAGAACACAAUAAACUUAAAGCCAGUCAGGCAAGGGAUUUGUUAUCCAAAAUGCUGGUUAUUGAUGCCUCUAAAAGGAUCUCUGUAGAUGAAGCUCUUCAGCACCCAUAUAUCAACGUUUGGUAUGAUCCUUCUGAAGCAGAAGCUCCACCACCAAAGAUACCUGACAAGCAAUUAGAUGAAAGAGAACACACAAUAGAAGAAUGGAAAGAAUUGAUAUACAAGGAAGUUAUGGACUUAGAGGAGAGAACCAAGAAUGGAGUUAUACGAGGGCAACCCUCUCCUUUAGGUGCAGCAGUGAUCAAUGGCUCUCAGCAUCCAUCGUCAUCGUCGUCUGUCAAUGAUGUGUCUUCGAUGUCAACAGAACCGACUUUGGCCUCGGAUACAGACAGCAGUCUGGAAGCAUCAGCUGGACCUCUGGGCUGCUGUAGAUGACUACUUGGGCCUUGGGGAGGUGGGAGGCUGGGAGGGAUGGGGAGUCAUUUAGUCAUUGAUAGAACUACUUUGAAACAAUUCAGUGGUCUUAUUUUUGAGUGAUUUUUCAAAAAUGUAGAAUUCAUUUUGUAGUAAAGUAGUUUAUUUUUUUUAAUUUCAAGUGAUGUAAUUUAAAACUUAAGUUGUGUUUUAAAACAGCAACAAAACUGUAUUGUAUUUUUGCUGUAAUUAACUGUAUAAUGUAAACCUAAUUAUUUUAUCAUGGUUUAAAUUUUUGCAUAUUUGCUUUAUCUUAUGCUGCUGAUUUUUUUUUACUGAAUUUGUAAGAUUUUGUUUAUCAAAGCAAUUAUGUGGUGACUUGCCUAUAUCAUGAAUUAUUUAAGAUUUUUAUAGUUUUUUUUAUUAGAAUUUAUUUUAAAUGUUUUGUUCAUGAUGCUAUCCUUCAGGGUUAUGUGCUUAUCGAUGAAAUUACACCCUGAGGAGUGAGGGAAAAUAACCUGUAGCCAGUUAUAUUCAGGAAUAACUACUGUAAAUGGUGAACGUGUUUUGAAGACCUCCAACAUUUGCUACUUGCCAAUCUUAAUUUAGUUAUAUAACAGAACUAUUGGUAGUUAAUUCUAUAUGAAUAUUGGCAAAAAGCCCCAUCAUCUAAAUGGCAGAAAAGCUCAGAACAUGUCUUUGAAGAUGCUGGGCAUCUGCCACCAUCACCCUCUUUUCCCCCCACCUCACCUGACAAAAGUAAAAUUAAGAGAGUAUGAUGUUUUCUGCAAAUUUGUGGCAUGCUCAAAGCUUAUGAUCACAUAAAGUCAAGAGGAUACUUCAUGAAUAAUACAUUUCAAUGCAAAUAAACAGAUGGUUCACUUCUACUAGCUAUGAGCCUGUUUUUGUAUACACUGAGUUAAUCUACUCAGGCUGUAGGUCCCAGCAGUGGUUUAGAGUCUGGUCUUCCCUGUCCUGCAGCCUUGGGCCCUUGGACCUUUCCAGUUUCCUAUUAAAGUGUCAGUCAGUUGAGCACCAGUUCUCACGGUGUUUCUGGCCAUUUGAUUCUACCUGUGUAGCAUAAUCAUCUUUGUACUAGAUCUCGGGAGGUUCCAAAACCUACUUAGGUUUACGUAGGUGAUGUAUCAAAUGAGCAAUAUACCGUUCAUCUGAAAAUAGUAGCACACAGCCAUACUAUAGGAUAUCAUUUUCUAAGGACUGUUUCUUCACAUUGAGCAGAGCAGACAUAAGUGGUGGUUAUUUUGUCUGAGUCUCAUUUUUUUAUAUCUGAUUUUCAAUAAAACAUGCAAUGUGGAUGUUGAGUAGUGUAAGAAUGGUGCUGCUCCUGACUAGUGUGUGUUAACUGUUUACAUUUUAUACCUGCAGGAUUAUUUCUUAUAACUGAAUUUUUCUUAAGUGAACUAUCAUUGAAGCCUCAUUACUUAUCUCUAAAAUGCAUUGUAAUUCCCCAGGCACCUUUUUGUCAUUUUUGAAAUGAGGGAUUUCACAUCGCGACUUGAAGUGCAUACUCAAAUGACAAGGUUCUCGGCAGAAAGUCCAUUAGAAAUGACCAACAGGAGCUGGAACUGGUAAAGCUCAGCGUACAUUGAAAGUUCACUAGGCGUGUUAUUCUGAAGUUUAUUCAAAAGAUUCCUUUUGAAUAUUUUAUUUAGGUCAUUGUUAAUGUGCAAUAUGUAGACUAUAUUACCCCUUUUAUAUGCUUUGAAAAUAACCAGGAUUUUUUUAAAAUGGUCUACAGUCAUGAUUUCCAGCCACUGUUAAGACUAUCAGUCUUCCAUCAGUCCCUUUUUUAUUCAUAGUACAACGUGGCACAUUGUUUAUUUGGCAGAUUACAGAUUUACACUAAUACCUUUGGAAUUGUAGAAACAGAAUGAGACUUAACCAUUUCAGAAAUCUGAGCAUUUGUGUGUACUUAGUUUAUUAAUUUAGCAGUUAGCUUUAUUUUCUCUAGAGACAUUAUUUCACUAUUGCACUUUAACAACUGACAUGCUGUCAGCCAUUUCCCAUAUUUUGUUUUUCUUUUUUUUGUUGUUGUUCUUUUUUUGGGUCACACCUGGCGAUGCUCAGGGGUUACUCCUGGCAGUGCCCAGGGGACCAUAUGGGGUGCUGGGAAUCGAACCUGGGUCGGCCGCGUGCAAGUCAAACGCCCUACCUGCUGUGCUGUCACUCCAGCCCGUUUUAUGUUUUUUCUUAAGCAUCUCUAUUGAUAAAGAUUUGGUUAAGUGAAGAAAACCAGGUGUUCCUAUGUAUUAUUUAUUAUAAACGCCAGCUCCCACUUGCCAGUCAGCAUGUUUUGGUUGUUCAGGGGGAAAAAAAAUGAAAAACCUUAUUGGAGGAAAUUAAAGUACUAAAAUUACAUCCUUGAAAAAAAAAGUCUGUUAGUGUUGCCUGCCCUGAUAUAUUUUAAAAAUACAUUGACUUGUAAAUGCAGCUUUUUCUUUUCUUAAAUCUGUUAACCUGAAUCUGCAGUGUUUCUUUUUUAUUUUUGAUAUUUUUUUACUAUAACCAAUUUUGGGUUAUUUUAAAGAAAAAUAUGCAACGCCACCUUUGUUAUAUAUAAUUUUCAGAAUUCAAAUAUAUUCAGUACAAUCACUGUCUUGCUACCAGAAAAAAAAAAAUCUUUUGACCAAGAUUUGUUAUUCAGCUUUUUGUAGGUUUUUCUUUCUGGUUAGGUUACACUAAUUUGGUUGUGCUACUACUUUCUAUGUAUUUCUUCCUCAUUACUAUUCCAUUAUUUAUCUUCUACUAAUUACUGAUCAUUUGUAAAAAUGAUGGUGUUUGGGGGACUGCUUAAACACAGUGUACAGAGGUAGAGCAUCUCAAAUCUGUUUGCCCAACAGUUCUCAUUUUGUCACACAUCCUUGGCUGCUGAUUGUUCUGGUAUGCAAUCUUUCAAGUUGGUAAAGGUACUGUGUUUACAUCAGAUUUUCUAAGAGAAAUGCCAGCCUUUUAAAUGAGGCUACCCCACACCCAUCCCCUUAAUUGCAAAGAAGCUUUUAACUAUAUGUAAAGCAGCAAACUCCCCCCCCCCCCCCAGCCUGUUUGUUAUUUUGUUUUAUGCUAAUCCUGCUAUGUUGUCUAAAAAGAUGAAAAGGAUGCCUGAGAAAUUGCAGCAGGCAGGCAAGUGGAGUGGUUUCCGGGUAACAGAUAAAACUUGAUAUACACUACCGGCCAGUAUGUGCUACACAUAUGGAGACCUAACAACUCAUUGUUGCCUAGGCACAAGCCUGCACAACAUUUUGAGGUUAAAACACAAUAUAGUCUAUUUUCAGAAUUACUGUUGUAGUUUGUGAGUGUUGGUCAUUAGUCACAUUGUAGUUGUAGAGUGAAUGCAUGAAGCCCCGUGACCCCAGUAAAUUUCUCUUACUGUAGAAAACCAAGCAACACCAUUCUGUCAUUAGCAGCCCUUAUAAAUGUUGCCUCCAAAUCCUUUACAUUUUAGUAUACAGUGUGUUUUUCUUGAUCUCUCUUAGGUUUUUCCUGAAUCAGAGGAAAUUAAUUUUUCCGUUGUAGCAAGAAAGAUAAUGUAAAGGGCAUUGAAGCAGAAGCGUAUAGUUUGGGGUAUGAUUACAAAAUCCGUAAGGAAAACAAAAGUUCUAAUUUUAAACUAACUGCUCUUAGUUAAGUGCUCUUAAGGAGAGUCUAGUAAGAGUAACAACCUUCUGGCCAUUUCUGGUUUAGAUUCUCUUUGUUACUGAAACUUUUGAGAAAUAUUACCUGUGGAUUAGUUUUGCACAAUGUUCUAUUCUCACAAUAACUAAUGAAUUAGAUUUUUAUUGAACUACCUCACACUAAUUUUCUAUGCUUUCCCAAGUAAGCUGUUGCCCUGUUAGAUCUUGACUGAGUGUGAAUUAUAUGUGUUAAGUACUUUAUAGCCAAUGUCAACACAAUACCACUAAGUAUGUAAAAUACAUACCUUGCCAUCAGUAAGAGAGAUGUGUAGAUUCUGUCGUAGUUGUUGGAAAAUUGUUAGAUGUGGUUGUUGGACAUGAUUACUGUUUUUUGUAAGUAGAAACCUGCUCGUGAUAUCAGUCCAUUCUUUACAUUUUACAAAAGAAAUAAAUCUUAGUAAAUUUUACGAAGAAAUGAAUUACUUUUGUAGGCCCGAUAUUUGGUAUAUUUUUGAGAAGCUCUUAAUCUUUUAGCUGAAUGAUGAAGUUAAACUAAACUAGCGGUCUACCUGGACUGUGACAUCUAUUUUCUCAUUACAGAGUAUUCUGUACAAUAGGUUGUAAAACCUGAAAACCUAACUAUGAUACUGGACGUUUGCUUUUUCUCCCUCUAUGCCAUUCCUUCUUCAUUCCUCUCCCCUGUGUUCCAUGCCCUCUCCCUCCUCUAGACAGAACAAAAUGGGGCACAUUGUAGGGAAUGCUGAGAUAAUUAUUGUGGUUUUGAAUCAUUCAUGCCCUGGUCAUCAAAUAUGCACCACUGGAAUGUAAACAAUGUUACCUAGUAUGUUAAUUGGUUAUAAUAUUUUAAAUAAAAAAGAAAAAAGUGGUAUGGAAAUUAUGAAA